UGUAGCCUUGGAAGAGAAGGUGCUUUUGUUGAAGUCAGAUAGUGGGAACACAUUACACACACACACACACACGCACACACAUUCCAGCCAUUAUGAGACUAACUCAAUCCACAGGCCCUGCCUAUUUCAGCGGAUUGAGGGUUCAGCGAUCAACAAAGUGUUGGGAAAUGCAAUGGAAUUGACUGCAUUCGUCUUCAAUCCGAAGGAGGGAGUAGACAAUCCAGCCAUGGUGAUUUCUGAAGAUGCAGGGAAUUUUAGUGGCCCCUUGCCCCGGGUGUGUGUGCUGAAAAGAGAGGAGGGCCAGAAUUUCGGCUUCCAUCUGCGCUUGGAGAAAGGACGACCAGGUCAUAUCAUCAGGCAGGUGGAAUUAUUGGGGGCGGCUGAGAAGAGUGGACUGAGGGAUGGGGAUCGUCUCCUGGAGGUCAAUGAACACUUUGUGGAUGACAUUGAACAUAUGGAGGCUGCCCACAGGAUCCAGAUAAGUGGGCCUCAGCUGUGCCUCCUGGUGCUGAGGAGUGAUGAAUACGAGCAGGCUGUGGCUCAGGGCUGGAACCUGAAGGAACUGUGCAGAGCUCAGCGUGGUGAGGAGUGGAAGCCUCCUCGUCUCUGCCAUAUCAUCAGAAACCAUGUGAGCGGCCUGGGCUUUAGCAUCCAUCCGGUGGAGGGUGAGAAAGGGAAGUUCUCUGUAAGCACAAUAACAGAAGGCCCUGCUGAGAAGGCAGGACUGAGAAAAGGAGACCGGCUGAUUUGGAUCAAUGGUGCCAUGGCUUCUGAACUCACGCAUUCUGCUAUUAACAAGAUGGUGAAGAAAUGCACUGAUCACAUGACCGUGCUGGUGAUAGACAGCAACAGUGAGAAGAGCUACAUCCGUAGGAAGAUGGCCAUUGUGCCAGCCAUGGCUGAUGCCCCGAGCAUGCCAUACAAACCCAAAAGAGUGCAUCUGGUACAGGGGCCAGAUGGCUAUGGCUUCCUGCUUAGGCAUGAAAAUAUAUCAACAGGACGCAAAGUUCAUAUGGUGCGGGAGAUUGAUGCAGGCAGUCCUGCAGAAGUGGCAGAUAUUAAGGAUGGAGAGAUCCUGUUGGAGGUGAAUGGGGAGUCUGUUGAUCAUUUGUCUCAUGAAGAAGUUGUCAGCAAAAUCAGAAACAGUGGACUUCAAGUCAGCUUCACCACUAUGGCCCUAGAAGGCCAAAAUUUCUACACUAAGCUGGGUCUGUCUCCCCUGCUGUUCUGUGAAGAUCAUUCCUCUGGAGAGGAGCAGCAGGAAACGCCGACUCCAGAUGAACAGAGUCCAGAAGCUCUGAGGCUGUUAGAGUCCUUAGUUGAAGCCCAGGAGGAGCUGGAAGUCGAGCCCAGACCAAGACUGUGUGAGCUACAGAGAAGCCCUGUGGGAUUCGGCUUCCAUUUGGGUUGGGUCCAACAGAAACCUGGCACAUUUAUCAACCAGGUGGCACCUGGAGGUCCAGGAGAAAGUUCUGGCCUCCUGCAGGGUGAUGUACUGCUGGAGGUGAAUGGACAGAACGUAGAGGAUCUGUGUUUAGAAGACGUGAUUUUGCUCAUGAAGAAAGGAGGCAGCUCUCUCUCUUUGCUAGUGAUAGACAGACCAGGUUAUGAGUGGAUGAAAAAGACUAGAAAGCCCAUCACUACUGAAAAAGAAGCAAAGGCCUCCGAGGAGGUACAGGAGCAUGAGAGCUCAUCUCCCACAAAGCAGUCAGCUCCUGACGAGUGAUGCAAGUUCCUUCCUGAGGAUUCAGGAAAAGCAUUCGGAUCCAUGGAACAACAAUGCUGGGAAAUGUGUAACAUCACUGGGUGGAAGUUUAGAUGACUGUUGAGUCCCCAAAUAAAACUUGGCAAUUUUUGUCAAAGCAAUGCUUAUUACUUCUUUUCUUGCUGCUCUGAUUUUAGUUAUUCUUUUAAAUAAUACAUGCACACUACUUUUUGUUAUCAGAUAUUCUACUCAAUUCACCACAAUGUCUAUCUCUGUCAAAACAAAACAUGAAAACAUGAAAAAAAACCAUAAUCAAUCAAAUGCAUAAGCACUACUUAUGCUUUAUUCUGUCACACUUCCUACCUUACUAUCAAUUUACACAGAAUUUGUAAAAAAUAUUUAAUUUAAAUUGCUGCUGUUUCUGUCUGAACCAAUAAAGGUUAUAUGUUAUCUACACAGUGCAUUCCAGCAAAUUCCAAGAAUUCCUGCAGUUAAAAACACUUAAUUUCCAUACACAAUGUAUUUCAUUUUGUUAAUUUCUAUAGUCUAUACAAAAUAGGAGCAGUGAAUUGAAAUCCUUAAUGUCGCCAUGAUUUGCCCUUGUUUAAGUCUGUGCAGGGUUUUCCUCUCUGGGGUCGUCCCACCUCUCAAAAACAGAUCGGUGGUUUGCCUAUGCUAAAGUGCCCCUAGGUGUGUAUGUGUGUGUGCAUGGUGCCUUGGGAAUGACUGGCUUCCCAUCAAGGGUGUAUUCCACACCCAGUGUUUCAGGGAUGGACUCCAGAAAGCAGAUGGCGAGACCUUUAAUGCACUACUGUGUGGUUUUUAGCAUUUUAAAAUUGUGUCAUUAAAAAAAUGAAUUUUCUUGCA
Messenger RNA from Pangasianodon hypophthalmus (striped catfish), 2572 nucleotides. It is a transcript of the gene nherf4b, whose product is annotated as NHERF family PDZ scaffold protein 4b. The record is from RefSeq and is a predicted model, not a curated record. The transcript is spliced from 12 exons. NCBI's taxonomy places the organism in Eukaryota, Metazoa, Chordata, Actinopteri, Siluriformes, Pangasiidae. Gene Ontology annotation, molecular function: protein binding; protein-membrane adaptor activity. Gene Ontology annotation, biological process: protein localization to plasma membrane. Gene Ontology annotation, cellular component: apical plasma membrane. The coding region runs from base 173 to 1726 and encodes 517 amino acids.